Messenger RNA from Mercenaria mercenaria, 829 nucleotides. RefSeq names its product 3-oxo-5-alpha-steroid 4-dehydrogenase 1-like. Gene Ontology annotation, molecular function: 3-oxo-5-alpha-steroid 4-dehydrogenase activity. The transcript is spliced from 4 exons. The coding region runs from base 78 to 821 and encodes 247 amino acids. The record is from RefSeq and is a predicted model, not a curated record. Gene Ontology annotation, cellular component: membrane. Gene Ontology annotation, biological process: steroid biosynthetic process. Lineage: Eukaryota; Metazoa; Mollusca; Bivalvia; Venerida; Veneridae.
AAGAGAUAACGUUUUACAAUGCAUUAAGAUUUAUACAAGUGUCAAAAGUGUGUAUGUUUUAAAAUUGCACUGAAUUUAUGCAUAGUUCUGGUAAUAUAAUAACGGAAUGUAAUAAUUCAAUGAAAAUGGACUUAGACACGAUCUACCUCAUUUCUGGAAUUUAUCUCGUUUUGGCAGUUAUUCUCUUUAUAUACUUAGUUUUCGUACAACCGGCAGCAUAUGGCAAAUUCUUGGAAAACAGUCAUAGUGUUGCAGUAAAUGGAAAAAUAGCGUGGUUCAUACAAGAGUUGCCGUCCUUGGUUUUACCAGUAUGGUUUAUGUUUUAUAACGCUCCCAAAGUGACAAAGUUACCUAACAUAAUUCUUAUGCUUUUAUUGAUUAUACAUUAUAUACAAAGGGCGUGCAUUUAUCCAUUUUUGAUACGGGGAGGCAAGCCGUUUCCUCUUGGGUCGUUUGUAUUUGCAGUAGUUUUCUGUACUGUGAAUGGCUACUUGCAGAGCUAUAGUAUCUUAUUUUAUGGCGACUAUGGAGAAAACGGAUGGAAAAAACCGCAUUUCAUAUUCGGCGUUGUCGCUUUCGCUAUUGGUAUGGGAAUCAAUGUCCAUUCAGAUCAUAUCUUAAGAAAUCUGCGAAAACCGGGAGACACUGGAUACAAAAUUCCAAAAGGCGGCAUGUUUACCUACGUGUCGGGAGCUAACUUCUUCGGGGAAAUGCUCGAGUGGGCGGGAUUUGCACUAGCCUCGUGGUCUGUUCCGGCUCUUGCUUUCUCGGUUUUCACAUGCUGUAAUAUUGGUCCACGUGCAAUUCAUCACCAUAGGUAACGGACAGU